AUGGCGGAGCGCGCUGGGAAGCGGCCGUGCGGUCCGAAUGAACACGGCCAAAGGAUUGAGUGGCGGAAGUGGAAGAAGCAGAAGAAAGAGGAGCAAAAGAAAUGGAAGGACCUCAAACUGAUGAAGAAGCUGGAGCGUCAGCGGGCUCAGGAGGAGCAGGCGAGGCGCCAGCAGGAGGAGGAGGCGGCUGCCCAGAGGGACGACCGCGGGCGACCCUACACGCUGAGCGUGGCCCUGCCGGGCUCCAUCCUGGAUAAUGCCCAGUCCCCAGAGCUCCGCACCUACCUGGCUGGCCAGGUGGCCAGGGCCUGCACCAUUUUCCGGGUGGACGAGAUCGUGGUGUUCGAUGAAGAAGGCCAGGAUAGCAAGACCGUGGAGGGGGAAUUCCGGGGCGUCGGGAAGAAGGGGCAGGCAUGCGUGCAGCUUGCCCGGAUCCUGCAGUACCUGGAGUGUCCCCAGUACCUGAGAAAGGCCUUCUUCCCCAAGCACCAGGACCUGCAGUUCGCGGGCCUCCUGAACCCCCUGGACAGCCCUCACCACGUGCGGCAGGACGAGGAGGCCGAGUUCCGAGAGGGCGUCGUGGUGGACAGGCCCACCCGGCCCGGCCACGGCUCCUUUGUCAACUGUGGUCUGAGGAAGGAAGUGAAGAUUGACCGGAACCUGGAGCCGGGACUCCGGGUGACCGUGCGGCUGGACCCGAAGCAGCUCCCAGAGUGCAAGAACUACCGCGGCAAGGUCGUGUCCUCGCAGGACCCCCGCGCCAAGGCAGGUCUCUACUGGGGCUACACCGUGCGACUGGCCUCCUGCCUCAGUGCGGUGUUCGCCGAGGCCCCCUUCCAGGACGGGUAUGACCUGACCAUCGGCACGUCGGAGCGCGGCUCGAGCGUGGCCUCCGCCCAGCUGCCCAACUUCCGGCAUGCCCUGGUGGUCUUUGGGGGCCUGCAGGGGCUGGAAGCGGCUGUCGAUGCGGACCCCAACCUGGACGUGGCGGAACCCAGCGUCCUCUUUGACCUGUACGUGAACACCUGCCCCGACCAGGGCAGCCGCACUAUCCGCACAGAGGAGGCCAUCCUCAUCUCCCUGGCCGCCCUGCAGCCCGGCCUUACCCAGGCGGGUGCCCAGCCCAGGACAGCGGAGACAGACGCUGCGAGACUCGCAUGAGAAGCGGCCACCUUUAAUGUCCUCUCAGUUCCUGGUUGGGC
Sorex fumeus (smoky shrew) is the source of this 1202-nucleotide messenger RNA. RefSeq names its product SPOUT domain containing methyltransferase 1 (gene SPOUT1). Gene Ontology annotation, biological process: maintenance of centrosome location; miRNA processing. Lineage: Eukaryota; Metazoa; Chordata; Mammalia; Eulipotyphla; Soricidae. The coding region runs from base 1 to 1161 and encodes 386 amino acids. The transcript is spliced from 12 exons. Gene Ontology annotation, cellular component: spindle pole centrosome; mitotic spindle; kinetochore. Gene Ontology annotation, molecular function: miRNA binding. The record is from RefSeq and is a predicted model, not a curated record.